AGAGAGCAUCAACAACAUAUGUGAAACUCGGGCUCCGCUGUCACUCGGAUUCGAACCCUUCCGCCGGCGGCAUGUGGCUCCCACACAGCAGACGCACUCUGUGUCUCCUCGCCUUCACUGUCCUCCUGUCUCAGGAAUGUCUACGAUGGGUUGAGGCACAGCACUGUGUCUGGUAUGGGGAGUGUGGGGAGUCCGAACAGGUGCCGGGGAAAAAGUACAACUGUAACUACACUGGUCCUCCCAUCCCUCUGAAGUCUGAGGGGUUUGAGCUUCUCACGGAACUUUGUCCUGGAUAUGACUAUGACAACCGAAGCCUCUGCUGUGAUGUGGAACAGUUGCAAACUCUCAAAAGGAGUCUCCAGCUGCCCCUGCAGUUCUUGUCUCGGUGUCCCGCCUGUUUCUUCAACCUGAUGAACCUCUUCUGUGAGCUGACGUGCAGCCCCCACCAAAGUCAGUUCAUGGAUGCCUCUAAGAUCAACAACACCAGUGUAAUUGAAGUGCAGUAUUACGUUGGGAAAAGAUUUGCUAGCGCCAUGUAUAACGCCUGUAAGGACGUCCAGGCACCGUCCAGCAACGUGAAGGCCUUAUCACUGCUGUGUGGCAAAGAUGCAAAAGACUGUAACGCUACCAACUGGAUCCAGUACAUGUUUGAUAUCAACAAUGGACAGUCUCCUUUCCCUAUCAUCCCAAUAUUCUCAGAUGUCCCCGUAUCUGGUUACACUCCCAUGAACAACAAGACGUUCACCUGCACCGAGGGCUUGGAGGACGGCUCUGGUCCUUGCUCCUGUCAGGACUGCACCAACGCCUGUGGGCCCACACCCGUACCUCCCCCUAUCCCCCCGCCCUGGACAAUCUUAGGUAUUGACGCUAUGACCGUCAUCAUGUGGAUCUCGUACAUGGCCUUCCUGCUGAUCUUUUUCGGAGCUGUACUGAUUGCGUGGUGUUACAGGAGAAGGAGGAUCAUGUCUGAGUAUGGCCCCAUACUGGACAGCAAUAACCCACUGUCUCUCAACAGUGAUAAUCCUGACCAAGUCAAUGCAUCAUGUUGUGAAAGUCUGGGGGAACGCUUCGAGAAUGCACUGCGCAUCUUCUUCUGCUCCUGGGGUUCCUUCUGCGUGCGACAUCCCUCUGUGGUCAUACUGGGGAGCCUGGUACUCGUGGUUGCCUCCUCUGGUGGGCUGGUCUACAUGCGCAUCACCACCGACCCCGUGGAUCUGUGGUCGGCUCCCACCAGCCAGGCUCGUCAAGAGAAGGACUACUUUGACAAACACUUCGGCCCCUUCUUCAGAACUGUGCAGCUCAUUAUAACCACUCCACUCAACGAUACUACCAUCUACUCCCCAUACUUUGGAGGAUCUGACGUCCCAUUCAAAGCCAUACUGGCUAAAGACAUCCUGCACCAGGUGCUGGAUUUGCAGCUUGACAUCGAAGCCAUUGUGGCCCCAUACAAGGAUGAAACCGUCACCCUGAAGGACAUCUGCUUGGCCCCUCUGGACCCCUACAAUGACAACUGUACCAUCCUGAGUGUCCUCAACUUCUUCCAGAACAGCCAUGCUCAGUUGGACCACUGGAAGGGAGAUGACUUCUUUGUCUGGGCUGACUAUCACAGUCACUUCCUCUACUGUGUCAGUGCACCAGCAUCCCUUAACGACACCACUCCCCUCCACGACCCUUGUAUGGGCACGUUUGGGGGCCCCGUCUUCCCAUGGCUCGCCCUCGGGGGUUACGAUGAGACCAACUACAACAAUGCCACCGCUCUAGUGAUCACCUUUCCACUGAACAACUACCUGAAUGACUCAGUCAGGCUGGACAAAGCUCUGGCUUGGGAGAAAGAAUUCAUCAAGUUCAUGAAGAACUUCUCAAGCCCCAACCUGACCAUAGCGUUCACUGCAGAGAGGAGUAUUGAGGAUGAGAUUAACAGGGAGAGCAACAGUGACAUCAGCACCAUCGUGAUCAGCUACGCUAUUAUGUUCAUCUACAUCUCCCUGGCCCUGGGUCACAUCCACAGCUUCAGGAGAGUGAUGGUGGACUCAAAGAUUUCUUUGGGUAUAGCUGGUAUCCUGAUUGUGCUCAGCUCGGUGUCCUCCUCACUGGGGAUCUUCAGCUAUGCUGGUAUCCCUCUCACCCUCAUUGUAAUUGAGGUCAUUCCCUUCCUGGUGCUGGCUGUCGGAGUGGACAACAUCUUUAUUAUAGUGCAGACGUACCAGAGGGAUGAGCGGAUGCCACACGAGGAGCUUCACCAGCAGAUCGGUCGGAUCCUUGGGGACGUAGCCCCGAGCAUGCUCCUCUCCUCCUUCUCUGAGACGGUGGCCUUCUCCCUGGGAGCCUUGACCAACAUGCCUGCAGUGAGGACUUUCUCUCUGUUUGCUGGCCUGGCUGUUUUUAUUGAUUUCCUGUUGCAGAUCAGUUGCUUUGUCAGCUUCCUCGGCUUGGACGCAGAACGACAGGAGGGGAACCGACUUGACAUCAUCUGCUGCGUGAAGCUGCCAGAAAGUCAGGAAGCAAAGACGGAAGGUUUCCUCUUCCGCUUUUUCAAGAAAGUCUAUGCUCCAUUCAUCCUCAAAGAGUGGGUGCGACCAGUCAUAGUGGCAGUGUUUGUUGGAAUACUCUCUUUCAGUAUUGCUGUCAUGAAUAAAGUGGAGAUUGGACUGGACCAGAAAUUAUCCAUGCCUGAUGACUCAUACGUGCUGGACUACUUUAAGAACAUGGGCGAGUAUCUCCACACUGGAGCUCCGGUGUACUUUGUGGUGGAGGAUGGUUUGGACUACAGUACCCUGGAGGGUCAGAAUGCUGUAUGUGGUGGAGUGGGCUGCAACAACAACUCUCUGGUCCAGCAGGUCUACGCUGCCUCACUCAUCAGCAACUACACAACCAUAGCACUCACACCGUCCUCCUGGUUGGAUGACUACUUCGACUGGGUGAAGCCUCAGUCCACUUGCUGUCGUUACAUCAACGCCACCGGGGCUUUCUGCAAUGCCUCAGUGGUAAACUCGUCAUGUGUUCACUGUCGGCCCAUGACUCCGAGUGGAAAGCAGAGGCCAGAAGGUGACGACUUCAUGCGGUUUCUACCCAUGUUCCUGUCGGACAAUCCCAACGUCAAAUGUGGAAAAGGCGGCCACGCAGCCUACGGCACAGCGGUGGACCUGUAUCCCAAUGACGUAGGCGUGGGAGCCACUUACUUUAUGACCUACCACACCAUCCUGAAGGAGUCCCCAGACUUCAUAAAUGGUUUGAAAAUGGCCCGAAAUCUGGCUCAUAACAUCAGUCAGUCCAUGAACCACAAGGUUUUUGCCUACAGCAUCUUCUACGUUUUCUACGAGCAGUACCUCACCAUAGCGUACGACACGGCUCUGAACUUGAGCGUGUCGCUGGCGGCCAUAUUUGUGGUGACCACGGUUUUGUUGGGCUUCGAGCUGUGGUCCGCUGUGGUCGUCUGCCUCACCAUCGCCAUGAUCCUCGUCAACAUGUUCGGCGUCAUGUGGCUGUGGGGCAUCAGCCUCAACGCUGUCUCCCUGGUGAACCUGGUCAUGACCUGUGGUAUCUCGGUGGAGUUCUGCAGUCACAUCGUGCGAGCGUUUUCCAUCAGCGUGAAGAAGAACAGGGUGGAGCGGGCUGAGGAGGCUCUGGCUCACAUGGGCAGUUCUGUAUUCAGUGGAAUCACGCUCACAAAGUUUGGAGGGAUCAUAAUCCUGGCCCUGUCCAAGUCCCAGAUCUUCCAGGUUUUCUACUUCAGGAUGUACCUGGCCCUGGUUCUGCUGGGGGCCACACACGGCCUCAUCUUCCUCCCCGUGCUGCUCAGCUAUAUCGGUCCGUCGGUGAACAAAGCAAAGGUGUUUGCCGCUAACAAGCGCAACGCCGGCACAGAGAGGGAGCGGCUCCUCAACUACUAGGAGGCCGCGGACAAUGAACAAUGGCCUGACUUUGUGUCUGGUAGGGACUGUGAGGGUUUCUGUGACCACUGACGCACUCAUCGUCAUUGCCACUACUAUGCACGGAUUUCACUCAGGAAGACACUUGGGAUUGCCAGAGGCCUCGUUGGGCUGCACACUCGUAUCGACUUCUGCAGCAGACUUCAGACCCCCGACAUUCCAGCACACUACAGGACAAGCCCGACCUCGCGGUAUUUGAAGCGUGAGCCGCGGGACAGAACUCCACACUUUGACCGUGUGGACGCAAGAGAGACGCCGCCCCCGACACCAUUUUACAGACAAACCCUCAUUCAGAUUCCAUGAGCUAUUUUGAUACAGGAAACCGUAAAAUGGUUUUUUUUUUAAAUAUAUAUGAUAUAUAAAAUAGAUCUGACAUUCUUUUUUUUAUUAACCUUUUUAGAACUGUUGGAUAUUCUGAAUCUUUUAUUGACUGUAGCUCAGCACUCACCGGAGCUAACCAAUAACAAUAUCGAUAUCAUAAGUCCCCCCAUAAUACUUGGCAUCAACAUGAAUCCUCUUUAGAGCAAACUGCAUCAGAAAGACGUACGGCUCAUUUCCCCCCUAGAAAUAAUGUUUCCUGUGCACCUAAGGAAUCUGGGAUUAGCUUGUGGGUACUAAGACGGUCAUGUUUUACUCAAGUACACUGGAUCUGAAAUUAAAAGUGUGUUUUAGCUUUACAUUUUGGCUUUUAUUCCAUUUGUUCACAUCUUUGAGGCCCUUUUUUACCUAUGGGAGCGUAGGUAUAAGAAUAUUUGCUCGGCCGCACACUCGUAGAUUUCAGUCCUUUUUAAAUGCGACCGAUUUCUUUUUUUCAAUAAGAACCAGGAAUAUUCCCUUGGAAAAAUGUUGAAAAUUAUCCAUCUCACAAUGUUAUCCACCAAGUUUUUUAGGAAAUUAAUUUGGUUGAUUUUGUGUAAUAUUGCGUACAAUCCAACCAACUAACAAACAAACGGACAGCGGUGAAUACAUAGCCUCUUUGAAGAAGGUAUCAACAGUAAAUAUAAACACCCUCAAAGCUUAAACUUGACGGUCACUGUUACAUUUCCCAUUCAAAGUCGUAACAGGAAGUAUGUUGCUCCUGUCGUCUUUUAUUCUUGCAUCGAUUACCUCUUGCGCCACAUUUCAUUUCAGUGAUAGCUGAUGUAUCUUUAUGGUUUUUUGAGGUUGUUAGUCUAACACCCCCCCCCCCCCCGCCCCCUGAGUCAAGAUACAUGUUCAUGCCAGAUGUGGAGGGUGCUGUAAAUAAUGCUAAUAAUGGUUUUACAUUGAAGUGUAACUGUGACGCUGGAGAGAUCAAACUUUCCAUUAAACUGCAAAUAACAUGCAGGGGACUGACUUUGAUUUCUGUUCAUCUAGAGCAUGUUUUACUGAAUGCUCACUAGAUAAAGACUAGAGACGACACAUUUAAGUUAAUAAUGAUAUUAUUUUAAUUUAAUAACCACUAACAAUGUGUAACUGGGUACUGGAAAUAUGAAAUGUUGGAGUUUUUUUUUUUUUUACUUAACACCCCACAUCCUACGCUUCAGCAUGUCUGAGGUAUUUGUUAAUUAAACUGAUUAUUCAUUGUGCCUUAAUCCAAGUAGUGUGCUCCCACUAAUUGAAUUUGAACAGGACUGAGACAUUACUCAAAGAGGAUGUUAUCGUUUUAACCAAAGUGUUUAAAAACCUUUUAAGGAACCAAAUUCCUUGUUUUUGAUCUUCUGACACAAUGUUUAUUUUUUCCCCUGAUGAUGCUGUUGAAGUUUUAUGGAAUGUAAGAAAUGAAAUGUGUCAAAGAAAAAUGUUCAUGAGCGACCGACUGAGGAAGAGUUGUGCUUAUGAACGGUUCUGUGUUUUGAAAUGGACAAAUAAUAUCUGACGAUGAAAAAAUGAACCAAGUACUGGAACAUUUAAGGUUUUUAACAAUUUCCCAAUAUAAUCUCUACGAAAUAA
Platichthys flesus (European flounder) is the source of this 5861-nucleotide messenger RNA. RefSeq names its product Niemann-Pick disease, type C1 (gene npc1). Bases 72 to 3890 code for a protein of 1272 amino acids. Lineage: Eukaryota; Metazoa; Chordata; Actinopteri; Pleuronectiformes; Pleuronectidae. Gene Ontology annotation, molecular function: lipid carrier activity. Gene Ontology annotation, cellular component: membrane. The record is from RefSeq and is a predicted model, not a curated record. The transcript has 25 exons.